This is a messenger RNA of Angiostrongylus costaricensis, 2415 nucleotides long. The record is from the annotation of a GenBank genome assembly. NCBI's taxonomy places the organism in Eukaryota, Metazoa, Nematoda, Chromadorea, Rhabditida, Metastrongylidae.
AUGAAGCUGAUCUACGGCCCGGUGCGCGAGCACCCUUUCGAACGUCGCCCGCCGACGGCUGGUUGGCGCGCGGGCGGCGCCGCGGUCCCGCAGCGCUCGUGCGCCUUCGGUCUGCGUCGUGUCCUCCAUUAUCGAUCGCCUUACUUUGGUGGGAAAAAAGCAUGUGCACUUCGUGGACGUCGGGAUGCUGUUCGGCUGGCAUCCUUCCCUCCAAGAGUGGUCUCGAAGCUGCUUCCGGAUUGCGAGGGGUUGACGGUGAUGGUCAAGUCCAGGUUUUAUUUGAAACUCAGGGAUAUACGACUUCAGACAGAUUCCGAUUCUUCAGCUAUCGAUUCACUUUCCACUCAGGCACAGCCUGAGGUGAUGUCGGACGACGAAGGUCGUCUUCUCAUUGACGAUUUACAGGACGGCACCGGACAACUCGAUAAUGCACAUCAGGCGAACGCUCUGGUUGACGUGAAAUCCACUCAGGUCAAACUUAACUGUCAAGUUUCUCUUCAAGGCGAGUCUGAAAGCACUUCUAUAAAUAAGUUAUCAACUCCUCUUACCGUCCCGGUAUUCGGACAACCACAAGCAACGCUGAGCGGCGAGGCGAUUUUCCACGUUGGAGCUGCUUCGAACACCCAACGUGCUGAAGGUCCAGCAUUCUCGUUUACAAAUAAUAUGGCAAGAACUCAUUGUGAACAAGAGCCCAUGUUCAGCAGCGCCACUUCAUUGCGACACAAGUCAAAGAGUCGAAAUGACACGUCUUCAUCGCGCAAGAGGAAGGACAGCUUGUUCGAUGGACAGAAUCCUCCCAGCUCUCCUGUUGAUUCGGAUGAUGCGGCUGUGAAAAGACAUAAGCCGUUGUGCGAUCGCGGCACCUGUGUACAGUCCCGGGCAGUUCAAAGCGAAAUGGAUGGUUCGUUUUUCGAUCUGGAAGUGGGAUCCACUCGGAUUGUGGAGAUGACUGUUGUUUGUAAAAUGGAAAGCAAUGAACUGUAUGUUGUUGCCAAGUGGAAGGAUCAGGAGCUUAGUGGUAUUCUCACGGAUGGCCAUCCCCCUGCGUAUACACUUUACAUGAAGAAAAGAUCAACAGUUGCGAACAGCGGUUCUAGCAGCUCUAACGGGAGUGCAUGUGGCGACUCGAAUGAUAGAACUACGAACAGUGGUGCUAGUACUCCUUCUAAGUCUCGCCAAGUCCCACUAACUCCCCGUGACUCGAAGAAAAGGACUUCUAUUGAGUCGAAAAGAAAGUCAUCAUGUACUACAGCACGUCCUGGCAGCUCUGCAGACCCACCUGAAGAAGAUGAGGAAUUGGAAGACGAGACUACUCCUGGUGUAUCUGCUUCAGCUAUGGAUGCUCUCAGGCUUGUCGAAGUUCCUGGACGAAAAUCGAUGCACGUCUGUUCGGUUGAUGGUUGUCAACACAGAUAUGUUCGAAGUGAAGAAAUUGAGUAUCACAAAGCGACUGCGCAUGCAAAACGAGCGGUAAUGUACGAAGCCAGAUGUUCUCAGACUGACAUAUCUGCUUUUCGACGAACAUCAGUUCAAACAGACGUGGAUGGUCUAUUUGAUAGCGAGCUUGAAAAUUUGCCUUCAUCUUCAUCCACAGUAAAUACAAAAGCUGAGAAUACGCAAGCUUCGAAAUCUCCCGCGGGCUAUUCUGAUAUAUCAGAUGAUGGCGUUGCGCCUCAGUUGCAAAAGGAGGAGCCUACAUCGGACAUUCGCGUCCCUCUUUUGAUUUCAACGAGUCUCCCUAGCAGCUCAUCGUCAGGAGUGACAAAUGUCCUCACAUCGCCUGAAUUCGUUUCAAGCCCUCUAGAAAGAGAAGCCGCUCCGGCGGAGCGUAACCGAGGUACAGUAAAUGGUACAGGUGUUAGCCCUGUAGUCAGUUCUGUUGGCACACCAACACCGGUUUCGGCAAUAUCUGGAUCUGCCCGAGUGCCAGUGAAUCCAAUUCCUGCAGGAAUGUACAUGUCUUCAUUCGCGCACCAAAUGAUGGCUCCAUAUGCUUCUCCACUUACGGCUACGCCCACUUCAAAUCCGGCGCCUUCACCACAGCAACUGAAUAAAAUUUCACAGUCACACAUGAAAACUCCAGACGAAGUAGCUGCCGCAAAUAACGUCUUGUCUGCGCAGAAAACUAUGCAGUCGUCGGCCGCACAAAACAUACAACGACAAUUCGGACUUCAAAUGAUGCAGUCUGGGACAGGUCAGCAUCAAGCUGCCAUGAUGCAAGCAGCUGCUGCACAGGCGCAGAUGGCCCAAAUGCAUCAUUUGUAUAUGCAGCAAAUGGCUGCGGGUGCUAGAGGUGGACAGUUCCCGAUGGCUGCGGCUUCAGCUGGUCCUCACGAAAUGGCUCUUGCUGCUUUACAGGCUAUGCAGCACCAACAGCAGCAGGGUCAUUUUGCCAGCAUGUUCCAGCAAAAGUAG